AUGCAUAUUUUACUUUUAUCAAAAUAUCUAAUAAAAGAAAAAUCUAAUAAGUUAUUAUUCUUAUUUUAUUUUAUUUUUCAUUUUAUUGUAGGAAAUAAACAUGAACAAUGUGGUGAUGAAAAUACAAUCGUUAUUUUUUAUAAACUUAGUUUUUCAUUAAAAUUAGAAUCUGAGAGUUCUCAAAAUAGACAAUAUAAAACAAAUUCUGAUUUUGUAUUUAAUGAUUGUGUUAAUUUAAAUUCAGUUAAUCCAUUAACAACAUAUCAAUUCAAUUUAAAACAUACUAAUGAUAUUCAUCCACGUCAUUGUUUAGAAUUAUGUAAUAAUUAUAAACAAAAAUAUGCUCUUCUCAAUUUAAAUAAAUGUUUAUGUACGAAUGUUUUACCAAAAAAGAAAAAAAAUAAUCUUCUUACACAAUUUGAUUUAAGUUGUACUCGUCAAUGUUCAGCUAAUUAUUUUUAUACAUGUGGAAAUCCUACUAAUUCAUCAUUAUAUUCAAUGUAUACAAUGGAAUUAAAUUGUCCUACUGAUUUUUACUUAGAUAAAAUAAAACAAAGAUGUAUAUAUAUAAAUACUGAGACGAAAACAAAUUCUCUUGUUCGUGCAAAAAAUAUUUGUAAAUCAAAAGGUGGUAUACUUGCAAAAAUAAAUGAUAUAUUAACAAUUCAAGAUGUUUUAAGUCGUUUAACUUUUAUUUUGGAUGAUAUAUUCAGUUAUUCAUUAUCUCGGGAUGAUUUAAUUUUAUAUGAAAGAAAACGAUAUUUUUGGAUUAAUCGUACAUAUAAUAUAAUUGAUAAUAAUACAUCAUUAGAUCGUUCUAUUGGAAGAUGUUCUGAAAGAUCAGAAUCAAUCGAUGAAAAUUGUAUUGUUCUUCGUUAUCAAAAAAUUUCUAUUGAACAUAUGCCAAGUUAUGAACGAUGUUUUACUGAAUCCGAUGAAUGUUCAUCUGAAUUUGCUUUACCUGUUUGUAUUGAUAAAUAUUUAGGAUCUAAUUCAACUAUUAUUAUUCCUUCUAUAAAUGAUAAUAAUUCAUCUAUUACAUCAAUUCAUACAUUAAUAGAUUAUACAUGUCAAUUUGAUCAAGAUUAUCAUUUAAUUUAUAAUUACUGUUAUAAAAUAAACUUUCAUGAAAUGAAUUGGCAAGAUGCAAAAGAUGAAUGUGAACGUGAUAAUGCUAUUUUAUUUAUACCUGAAAAACCAAUCAUAUUAGAAAUGAUAAAAUUAUUACUUUUACGUCGUCGUAGUUAUACAUCAUCUAAUAUUGUACAUCUUGGUAUUAUUUAUAACAAUAAAAAUGGUACUGUUAUAAAAUAUAAUACAAAAAAGGGAGAAAUUGUAAAAAAUUCAAAUAGUUCCAAUUCAAUUUACUAUGAAUGUGGAAGUACAUUUCGUAUAAGAUAUGAAAAAUUAUUGUCAUUUUCGUAUUUAUCAAAAAAAGAAAAGGAUCAAUUAAAAUCUCAGUUUAUUGGUUAUGGAUAUGUUGAUUUUCAAGAUGAUAAAAAACCAUCUAUUGAAUGUGACGAAAUAUCUUCUGAUCGACUAGCAACUGUUAUAUGUCAAAAAUUGCCUAUUCGAAAAACGCGUGCUAUUAUAGCAAAACGGUUAGUUGUCAAAUAUAUUUCUUAUACAUAG
Rotaria sp. Silwood2 is the source of this 1632-nucleotide messenger RNA. NCBI's taxonomy places the organism in Eukaryota, Metazoa, Rotifera, Eurotatoria, Philodinida, Philodinidae. The record is from the annotation of a GenBank genome assembly.